CCAAACUUUAACAACGCAACCGUGCCGGGUCGACAAGUCACUCCCACUUGUCUCACUGACUUUAGACUUCCUUGAUUGAUCUAUAUAAAGGCUCUAAAUUUUAUUUUCCCCUCCCCGGCCGAAGAUUGCCUAAUCCAUACACUCCUAUCUCAAGGCUCGAGGGGCGUAGUCAUCCAGUAUCGUUACGACUUUUCUGUCUCUCUCGUCUUUCAUGUAGCGCACCGCACCGCCGCAAAACACAAACACCAUGAGGAAUAAUUCGUGUGUAAAGGACACCCGUCCUUCUAAUACUCGUAGUGGUGCAAUACCACCAUUUCCGAAGCGGCAGAUGCUAGUCCUAGCAAUCUGUCGAAUAUGCGAGCCAAUCGCAUUUAUGGGUAUUUUCCCAUAUAUCUACUUCAUGAUCGAGGAUUUCAACAUUACCGAGGAUAAGAGCAGAAUUUCAUUUUACGCCGGCAUGGUCACGUCAGCAUUCACAUUUGCUGAGUUCUCGACGGGACUCUUGUGGGGACGGCUGAGUGAUAAGAUCGGAAGAAAGCCUGUAUUGCUCACGGGUCUCAUCGGUACAGCUCUGAGUGUUUUGAUCUUCGGCUUUGCUCGUAACUUAACGGUUGCGCUCAUCGCUAGAGCGGUUGGAGGGCUCUUAAACGGGAAUAUGGGUGUGCUUCAGACAACUGUAGCCGAGCUGGUAACUUCUAAGGAGCAUCAGCCCCGAGCCUACACUAUAAUGCCCGUUGUAUGGUGUUUAGGGUCGAUCGUCGGUCCCAUGAUUGGUGGCGCACUCGCUCGGCCGUGUAUCAGCUACCCAGGCCUUUUCAAAGCCGGCAGUAUCUGGGACAAGUACCCAUAUCUACUUCCUAAUCUUUUCAGCGCCUUCAUCGUGGUGAUUGGUGUUAUCAACGGCCUCCUAUUCCUUGAGGAGACUCACGCCGAGAAGAAAUUGAAGCGGGAUCGAGGUCUGGAACUUGGAGAUUGGAUUUUAUCGAAAUUACCGAUUUUUGGAAAAUGCACCGAGCCGCGGGAUGAGAAGUCUAAUCUGGCAGAGAUGGAAACACAACCGCUUCUCGAUCACGACGAACAAUUACCUGGAUAUCAGACCAACGAGAACUCCCCUGAAAACUCGCCACGCAUCAGAUCAGCAUCCGUCCCUUCGAUAUCAUGGGAUUCACUCGACCUCGAAAGCGGACAUGGAAAUUCGAACCUAGGUGUCUCUAGGAUAUUCACACGUCCGGUGAUCCUAAACAUUAUCUCUUUCGGUAUUCUCGCCUUCCAUACUAUGACUUUUGAUCAACUGUUCCCAGUGUUUCUAAGCACCUCGCCACCAGAUCAUCCAGCGCCACCUUCGCUACCUUUCAAAUUUGUCGACGGUUUCGGUCUUGACAGCAAGACAGUCGGGAUCAUCUUGAGUGCCCAAGGCGCGUAUCAGCUGCUUGUUAACAUGUUUAUUAUCCCUCCCGUCCUAAAGCAUUUCGGCGCACGUCGGCUAUUCAGAUUCUUGGUUAUCGCCUAUUUUUCGCUUUAUCUAAUUACGCCAUAUCUGGUCCUUUUACCCGAGAAGUAUCGUAUGAUCGGCGUUGGAAUGGUAUUGGUCUGGAAGUGCACAUUCGCCAGCAUGGCAUACCCUAGCAACGCUAUUUUAACAGCAAAUUCAUCGCCAAGCCCCCUGGCCCUCGGCACUAUCAACGGCGUAGCAGCCUCGACUGCAAGUUUGUGUCGUGCAUUCGGCCCAACCAUUUCCGGUAUUCUCUACGCUGUUGGCCUGAAGUCUGGUUAUUCAGGUCUGGCAUGGUGGUGUAGUGCCUUGGUGGCCAUUGGAGGCGCGAUUGUUGGACUUCAGAUUCAGGAGCCGCAGAGCCAUACAGGCGGUAAUGCCGAUCCAACUAAUAACCAGGAAACAAAUAAUGCUGCCAAUCGAGAGGCUUCGCCCGAAUCGGCAUCAUAGAGUGAAUUGGAGUUCAUUUGCGGCCCAUUUUGGGGCCAUGUUUUCAUUCUUGGCGGGUUUUCAAGCAUAACAGGGAGCUUGGAUUAUUCGGGUUACGACGUUUAAUGACUUGUUCCUU
Daldinia caldariorum is the source of this 2060-nucleotide messenger RNA. Its product is annotated as MFS general substrate transporter. Lineage: Eukaryota; Fungi; Ascomycota; Sordariomycetes; Xylariales; Hypoxylaceae. The coding region runs from base 248 to 1942 and encodes 564 amino acids. The transcript is spliced from 6 exons. The record is from RefSeq and is a predicted model, not a curated record. Gene Ontology annotation, molecular function: transmembrane transporter activity. Gene Ontology annotation, biological process: transmembrane transport.